Messenger RNA from Solea senegalensis (Senegalese sole), 1511 nucleotides. Its product is annotated as glycosylated lysosomal membrane protein. Gene Ontology annotation, cellular component: lysosome. Lineage: Eukaryota; Metazoa; Chordata; Actinopteri; Pleuronectiformes; Soleidae. The coding region runs from base 43 to 1311 and encodes 422 amino acids. The record is from RefSeq and is a predicted model, not a curated record. The transcript is spliced from 6 exons.
AGCUGUAAAUCACGUGACUUGAGGUUGAGAGUGAAAACAAAGAUGGCGGCGGGGACGGUGAAGACGAGACGAACGUUUUUAGUGAUUUUUCUUUUUUUCUCGCUUCUUUUUUCUUCUUCAGGUCAAAGUUCGUUCACGCGACAGUUGAUUGUGCAGUUGAACCCUGGCUGGAGUGCACCGGCGCCUCCUGGUGGUGACCUGCUGCACAUCAGAGCUGUGGGAGACAAUGACACGCUGCACUUCCUGUUCUGCAGCCAGGGGGCGCCUACGCUGCUGCUUGUCCACACCAACUCCUCUUCUUCUUCUGUCAAGGUCGACUGGACACCGUUUUUGGCUCGAAACACCACGGGCAGCCUGAGGGUGGAGCCAGAGAGCAGCGUCCUGUCCAGCACUGCGCUCGUCUUCAGCAGGGUCGGAGACGUCCACCUUAAAUCAGCCCAGACCUUAAAUCCACACACACAGGAAGUGAACCUGUCUCUCUCUCUCUCUCAGUUGCUUGAGUACGAUGACAUCAACGACACGGCCUCGAUGACCUCUGACCUCUUCCCUCCGUACGAGCUGCAGAACCUGAGCUGGUCUCGUAUGAACUCGUCUGAUCCGUUUGCUCCUCUCUGUGGAUCCGUGGUCAACAGCAGCGGCUCCAUCUGCCUGCAGUUGUCGGCGUUUGAGUCGGAGGGGCGUGGCCAGAGCUGGCCCCGCCUCUUGCACACAGCUAACUCCUCCCAGCUGGGGGUGUGGCUUGACGGCGUGUCGCCAAGAGCGGCUCGUUCCAGGUUCAUGCUGGAGCUGCAGGCGGUGGGCGGAGCUUAUCCUCUGAGCAGAGUGGAUGUCCAUCGAUCAAUCGAUGACGAGUUCACGCCGUCCAUUUUCAAGGCGUCUCACUGGGUGUCUUCGGCAAACGGCAGCUCUGAAGUCGUGGGUUUCGUGCGUUGGCGCUCCGUGGCGUUUCGUCGCUCUAAACCAGCGCUGGAGGAUGCCACGCCGUGCCGUAACUCCGCCCCCCGUCCACAGAGCAGCGAGGCGGCGGCGUCCGGUCUGAUUCGAGCGUUUUACUCCAAUGUGGAAACGUUUGGUCUGAACGUGAGCUUCGGCCUGGCGGGAGAACCGUUCUACAACAGCACACGCUUCCUGUCCUGGACACUGCUCAUGGGCGUCGGCUCUCCUCCCGUCGACUCCUUCUCAGCACUCGUCGUCGCCGUCAUGGCGGUCGGGCUGGGAGCGCCGGUGCUGGUCCUGUUAGUGGGUGGAGUCUGGAUCUGUGCGCGCAAGAGAGCGAUGGAGCCGACGGCAGCCUACGAGCCAAUCAACUGACAGCUGAGUGUCAGAGACUUUAGACUUGAUGAUGUCAUCGGUCCAGGCGACCAAUUUGAUUCUUUUUUGUUUUUUAAAAGACCUUUUAAAUCUUUCCAUUUUUUUAAUGAUUGUGUUUUUAAAGUCAUACGACAGAAGUUUCCGAUGUUUUUUGUCGUCUUUUUCGUAUGAAGUUAAUUUUAAAGAAGUCGCACAAUCGU